CGCGAAACGAUUCAAAAAAUUCAACCCGAGCUCAAGAAAUUGCGAGGCGAGAGUGCGGAGCUUAAGUCGACCAAAGAUGAACUCAAGAGCAAGACGGCCGAACUGAGGACAUUGGAAGGAAAACACGACGACUUGCAGGCAGAAGUUAAAUCACUCAAGUCUUCGAUCUCAGAUCGCGAGACGGAAGUCAAGACUCUCAACCAGAAGAUCAAGCAGGAGUUGGAUAGUCGACUGAAAGCAGAAGAGAAUUUGACAGUCGCACAGUCCGACCUGCGUUAUUCUGAAAGCAGAAAGCAAGAAGCCAUUGAGGGUAAGCAGAAGAUUAUGUCCGACCUCUCAAACGUCCAGGACGAGCUGAAGACAGCGCGAACGAAACUACGAGAGCACGAGCAACAGACCACUCAACUAAACAAGGAUCUCGACGGAUUGCGGGAGGAGAUGCAAUUAAAGACGGCUCAACACGCAAGUGCGCAAAGCCUUAUGAAUAGCAUGCGCGAUCAAGCUUCCGAGCUAGGCAUGCAAAUGAAGGAGGCCCGGGAGCGAUGCGAGAGCCUGGAAGAGGAACUGGCAGACGCCCACCGUCUUCUUAGUGAACGGACCCGUGAGGGUGAAACGAUGAGACGCCUCCUCAAUGACAUUGAGGGCCGCACCGAUGCGAAGACCCGCGACUUCAAAGAAAGGAUGGAGGCUGCGAUUGAGGAACGUGACCGUGCCGAGGACGAAGCAAGUGCGCAGGGUCGACGUCGGGCUCGCGAAUUGGAGGAUCUCAAAACCAAGCUUCGUGAGCUGGAAAAGAGCUUACGGAGUGCAGAGGAGGACAAGGAAGAAUUAGAGUAUUCUCAGAAGGAUUGGAAGCGCCGGCGGGAUCAUCUCGAAGCACAGGCGGAGACUGCCACGCAAGAGCUCAACGAUGUUCAGCAGGCCAUGGCUCGGUUGCGUGAGUCCUUAGAUGAGAGCGAAAAACAGGUCCGUGACUUGGAGAAAGAGAAAGCAGAAUUGCGUCGAUCGGUUGAGCAGACAAACGCGCGUUUAGAGAAGAUGCGCAAAUCCAAUAUGCUCUCUGAGGAUGGUCGCUUUGGGGCCAACCCGCAAUCCUCACGCUCAUCUAUUGAUUCUGGGCCCCGGAGAGGGGUGACUUCCCCAGUUCCGAAGACGCGCAGCCCAUCCACUCAAAGAAGCGAUACACCCACCGGCGGUGUUGACUACAUUUACCUAAAGAACGUGCUCCUCCAGUUUCUAGAGCAGAAGGACAAGAACUAUCAGAAGCAACUGAUCCCAGUCCUCGGGAUGCUUCUGCAUUUUGACCGGUGAGUGUGCCUUCCAAUCCGCUUCCAAUAUUAUUACUGACUCAAGUAGGACGGACGAGCAAAAAUGGAUUGCAGCUAUAACCUCAAAGUAGUCUGAUAUCGGGCCAUAGUCCUCUGCUGUUGGCAAAGCAGACUUGCGUUAUAGAUGGAUGGAUGUUUUAGGGUACAUAAUUCUUUCUUGUCUUAUUAUAUUAAUACUAAGAAUUUCAGCGUGCUUUAUCAAAUAGAAAUGAGAGAUCUCGGAGCCUAGACCCUAGAGAGCCGAGUUUAGAAUGCAUUCUGGGUUAGUAUGGUUUAUUGCUCUUCCGGUAUAGAUCGCGAUGUUC
Aspergillus versicolor CBS 583.65 is the source of this 1633-nucleotide messenger RNA. Its product is annotated as putative vesicle-mediated transport protein (Imh1). The record is from RefSeq and is a predicted model, not a curated record. Gene Ontology annotation, cellular component: Golgi apparatus. The coding region runs from base 325 to 1311 and encodes 328 amino acids. NCBI's taxonomy places the organism in Eukaryota, Fungi, Ascomycota, Eurotiomycetes, Eurotiales, Aspergillaceae. The transcript has a single exon.